This is a messenger RNA of Linum trigynum, 975 nucleotides long. The record is from the annotation of a GenBank genome assembly. NCBI's taxonomy places the organism in Eukaryota, Viridiplantae, Streptophyta, Magnoliopsida, Malpighiales, Linaceae.
CUCAAAUGGGCCAGCUGUCUAAAACCAACCCAUUACUUCGAGAAAUAUGGGCUUAUCUAUUGGGCCAAUGCCCAACAAUAGGGCUAGAAUCUCGGUUAAGCUGGACCCUGAACCAAAUAAGUUGGUUUUAUAACCGCGCGCCACAUCAAAACCCUAAAACGCGAAGGAGGCUACAUAUAAAUACUUCUCAAACGGUGAGAGAGCUCAAGAGAGCGGCGAACAUAAGAGGCGAGAAAAUGCAGAUCUUCGUGAAAACCCUCACCGGGAAGACCAUCACCCUCGAGGUCGAGUCGAGCGAUACCAUCGACAAUGUGAAGGCCAAGAUUCAGGACAAGGAAGGUAUUCCUCCGGAUCAGCAGAGGUUGAUCUUCGCUGGGAAGCAGCUGGAAGAUGGUCGUACUCUUGCGGAUUACAAUAUCCAGAAAGAAUCGACUCUUCAUUUGGUUCUGAGGCUUCGUGGUGGCAUUAUCGAGCCAUCGUUGAUGGCUUUGGCCAGGAAGUAUAACCAGGAGAAGAUGAUCUGCCGCAAGUGCUAUGCGCGUCUCCACCCCCGUGCUGUCAACUGCAGGAAGAAGAAGUGUGGACACAGCAACCAGCUGAGGCCGAAGAAGAAGAUCAAGUAGACUGAUAGUCUGGAUGCUGGGAUGAUGUUACUGUUAGGUUACUGGAUAAUCGUUUUUGUUGCUGUCGGAAAUUUUGGUGUAAUAGUUUCAUGACUCGAAUGCUAGUACUGGUUUCUUUGUUCGAUCUGUUGUGGCAGUACACACUAUUACUGAAAUCUUAAUGCAAUUCAGUCCUGUUUUACUUUGAAAUCUAAUUCUCAUGAAUGGUGGAGUACAGGAUGUUUCUCUAUUCUUUCAAGGCUCGACGCCUAUGCUGAUCAUUACAUCAGAUGCUACUUUAUGUUCUUGUUCGUUCUCAGCUGUGAGAAAUGCUGCGUAUUAUGUGUGCUAACAAUACACUUCCCAACUGGAA